AUGAAGGUUAUCACGAAAGAAGAGGAGGCGGCGCAUUACAAUGCGACAGUGAAAGGCGGCGUAUUCGGAAUGGCCUUGGGCACAGCAGUCGGUGGACUUGGUGUAUUCGCUGCAUCGAAGAGAUUCCACGGCUUCCGCCAGCUCACCGUUCCCUUCCGAGCUUUCCUGGUAGCUUCAUCCGGCACAUUUACCGGUAUCAUCUCCGCCGACCGCGCCUCACGGUCCUGGGACAUCGCCCACAACGCCGACAAGCGCCGCUGGGAGCAAGAAGUCGCCGAGCACCACCGCAUGCUCGAAGCCAACAAGACGCGCGGCGAGCGCCUGACAGACUGGGCGACCGAGAACCGCUACCCCAUCAUCUUCGGCUCAUGGGUGGCGUCGAUGGGCACGUCGUGGGCCAUUGUCAGCCGAAACAAAUACCUGACCGGCGCGCAGAAGCUCGUGCAGGCGCGUGUGAUUGCGCAGGGCCUGACCGUUGCGGUGCUGCUCAUCAGCUUUGCAUUCGAGUCGAGUGAUAAGAGCAAGGGCAAGGGCAGAUGGGAGACGGUCAAGGUGCUGGAUCCGAACGACCCGACGCACAAGCAUCUGAUUGAGAAGCGGAUACAUCACGAGCGGUACGAGGGCGAGGACCAGUGGAAAGAAAUGGUUGAAGCGGAAGAGGAGAGGAUAAAUGAGAGAAAACGAGCUAUUAAAGAAAAGGAGGAGGCGGAUGCGAAAGCUAGGGAGUCGAAGCAACCGAAGAAAGAGAAUGUCACGGCUUGA
Mytilinidion resinicola is the source of this 762-nucleotide messenger RNA. RefSeq lists its product as uncharacterized. The coding region runs from base 1 to 762 and encodes 253 amino acids. The transcript has 4 exons. NCBI's taxonomy places the organism in Eukaryota, Fungi, Ascomycota, Dothideomycetes, Mytilinidiales, Mytilinidiaceae. The record is from RefSeq and is a predicted model, not a curated record. Gene Ontology annotation, biological process: mitochondrial respiratory chain complex IV assembly. Gene Ontology annotation, cellular component: mitochondrial inner membrane.